AGAAUGAUCGUUAUCUGUAAGGACUUUCCGGUGUUGACCAGAAGUUGCUUGUCAUAUCCUACUGAAAACAACAGUGGCCUCAGCGGCCGAACCCCUUGCCCCUGUAGUCCCCAGGUUGCAACUGUCUAUCUCUAGGCCAACAUCUCUAUCGACAUCAUUUCGAUCUUGCAUUGUGAUCCUGUUCUGAUCUCACAAUGAGUCAGGUCUUUGGUAACGGCCGCCACCUGUCAGUGGGUAGUACUGCUCCCCCUUUAACCAAAGGGAAACUUCGACUUUACAGCAUGAGGUUUUGUCCUUAUGCCCAACGAGUUCAUUUGGUUCUUGAUGCUAAAAAAAUUCCGUAUGAUGUCGUCAAUGUAAACUUGUCUGCUAAGCCAGAAUGGCUUUUUGAUAAGCAUCCGCUGGGCAAAGUUCCAGCAAUUGAAUUUGAGGAUGGAACUGUGCUGUACGAAAGUCUUGUUCUUUGUGAAUAUUUAGACAGCAUUUCGACUACUAGACCUCUUGCAAGUUCAGACCCUCUUCAACGGGCUAAGGAUAAACUUGUAAUUGAGCGGUUUUCGCAGUUCAUUGUUUUGUUCUACAAAAUGUAUCAAGAUAUAAAUGCUCUUAACUCAGAUGAUGUAUUGCAAUCAUUGGAGGAAUUUGAAAUUGAGCUGACUAAAAGAGAUUCUCCUUAUUUCAGUGGAACUCGCCCGGGUAUGGUUGACUUCAUGAUUUGGCCCUGGUGUGAAAGAGCAGAUAUGCUAACUAUUAUGGCUGGAGACCGAUUUUCCUUGCCGGAAAAGAGAUUCCCCAAACUGCUCCAAUGGAAGAAAUUUAUGAAGGAAGAUGAGGCAGUGAAAUGCAGUUAUUUAGAUGUCUCUGACCAUGUCAAAUUCCUUAAGUCCCGUUUAGCAGGAACUAAUGAUUAUGAUAUGCUUGUAGCAUCAUUGUAAAAUUUGAGAUUUGUGAGAUUUUUAUCUGCAAAAACUCUGUUGUUGGAUAUUGUUCAAGUUCACUUUACAAUAUUAAAUUUAAUAUCUUAUCAGUGGCUUAUGUUUCAACCUACAUAUUAUCAUUAUUUGCUUUAUAAAUAACUAACAUAAAUUUUAUUGA
Frankliniella occidentalis (western flower thrips) is the source of this 1095-nucleotide messenger RNA. Its product is annotated as pyrimidodiazepine synthase. Bases 195 to 935 code for a protein of 246 amino acids. Gene Ontology annotation, biological process: glutathione metabolic process. The transcript is spliced from 7 exons. Gene Ontology annotation, cellular component: cytoplasm. NCBI's taxonomy places the organism in Eukaryota, Metazoa, Arthropoda, Insecta, Thysanoptera, Thripidae. Gene Ontology annotation, molecular function: glutathione transferase activity; glutathione dehydrogenase (ascorbate) activity. The record is from RefSeq and is a predicted model, not a curated record.